Molecule: messenger RNA, 5000 nt
Organism: Pomacea canaliculata
Lineage: Eukaryota; Metazoa; Mollusca; Gastropoda; Architaenioglossa; Ampullariidae
Product: cardioacceleratory peptide receptor-like
Biological process (GO): G protein-coupled receptor signaling pathway
Cellular component (GO): membrane
Molecular function (GO): vasopressin receptor activity
Source: RefSeq, a predicted model, not a curated record
GUUGGCGAUGAUGGUGUCUCCACGCGUCUCCUACUGUCGACACACACACACACGGUGGCUGUGACAGGCGACACGCACGCGCUUCCCACACGUGCAGCAAUCGACCAACCAGGGUUUAGACAACUUUGACAACUCUCCGCCGUGACGGCCACGUAGUGGCAACGGCGCGGCUACAGUGGAUGGCAGCAGGCAACUUUGCUUGGUAUAAAUCAGCGCCUCGGGCCUGAAUUCCAACCUCUUUACCCUUGAGAUUUCUCAACAAGUCCAUGCUGCUCUGGUCUCGUUCUGCAGACUUGAUUGCGAAGUCUUUUUUUUUUUGAGGGAGUACAUUUGUGAUCUCGCCAGGCCUCGCGAGAGUUUUGGAGACUACAAAAGCACAGGCUGGUAAAGUUCGAGGUGAUUAUUUCCUGGCAUGCGGCACACAGUAGGAGCAACCAAAGACUGGACACAGAAAUAAACAUGGAUGUCUAAUGAUGGCCGAUGUCUUGAGGACUGACUACAACAACAAUGACUACAAGGCUAGCUUUAGACUACGAGCAGGUCAUUACCCACCUUCCCUUACUCAUCGACAACCAGACGCGGCUCUGGAAUAUGACAGAGAAUUUCACGGAUGGACAGCACGAACAAGUAGAAUAUUACAAGGAUGCCCAGAUCGGCUUCCUGGUGGUGCUGUUGAUUCUGAUCGCGGCGGGCAACGCCAUUGUUCUCACUGCCAUCUCCCUGUCUCGCGAGAGGCGGCGAUCUCGCAUGAACUUCUUCAUCAUGCACCUGGCUGUGUGUGAUCUCCUGACAGGACCUCUAGUAGUGCUGUCCGAUCUGAUCCACAAGCUGACCAUCUGGUAUGCUGGGGAUGCCAUGUGUAGAAUACACAAGUUCACUCAGAUGUCCAUCAUGUAUGCGUCGACUUACAUGCUGGUGGCCCUGAGUGUGGACAGACUGGAUGCUGUGGCACGUCCCAUGCAGUUCAGCGGCAGCUGGUGUCGGGCAAAGAUUUUGGUCAUCACAGCCUGGGUAUUCUCAUUUCUCUUCGCUAUUCCUGGCCUUGUUUUGUUCCGGGUGGACAGUCAGUACGGAGGUCCUAUGUGUAUAAUUGACCUUCAGGAACCGUGGCAGUGGCAGACUUACCUCACCCUGAUUGCCCUCGCGCUCUUUGUGGUGCCCGCAUUCAUCAUUUGCAUCUGCUACGUUAUCAUCAUCGUCAUCAUCUGGAGGAGCAGCCAUCUUCUGCGUCACAGUGAGAGCUCCAGGCAUCGAGGCAAACACAGAGACGACGAGCUGCUUAACGGAAGGUCCAGUCCUCAGGCGGAAGUCAGCCGCACCAGCUCAAGGGGCAUAAUCCCUCAGGCCAAGAUCAGAACCAUCAAGAUGACGUUUAUCAUCGUCCUAGUUUUCAUCAUCUGCUGGAGCCCCUACUUUAUCUUCAACCUGUGCGGGGUGUACGGUCUAGUUCCUAACACAGUCGAGUGGCAAAAGUUUUCUACCUUCAUCCAGAGCCUGGCGCCCCUCAACUCCGCCGCUAACCCAGUCAUCUACGGCAUCUUUAGUACGAGAAUAUGUAAAAACCUCAGACGGACCUGUGUGCUUCGCAAGAUAUCGGACCAUAUCUGUCAGUGUUGCAACGAAGAGUCGCCAAGACAGACAUCGGCUACCGACUACACCAGUAUGACGGAGAACGACGAAAUCCGGCUGACCUCUGACCCGCGCGGUGGCAGCCCCUCUAGCGCCAGGGUACCGUACGUCAAGCAGAGACUGAGCGAAGCCGACAAAGCCCUCCUCUCACAACACGUCCGCACCCGGUCCGAGGAGGUGUAACCGAGUCAUGUGAGUGGCUAACCCUGCCCAGGCGGACUCUAGGUGUGGUCUUCGUCAAAUCUUCUGAUCAGGAACCGUGUGACUGGACCGAACAAAGCAAGUCUGAACGCCAAGGUUGUUUUCUAGCUUUUAACAAGAGAACACCUGCAGGAAAGACAUACAUGAUGCUUCUGGAAGGAUGUUGCACAAAUGUAGUGCAAGCGCCGGGUUUGGUAGUAAAAAAUCAUUUCCAGCUUGUUUACCAGUACUGUGCUUGUCUUCAAAGAAGCGACUUAAUGGUCGAGGCGCAGACAGCGUAGGAGUUAAUAUUUCCCGUUUCAACAUGGACGAUGACCUAAUGGUGGUGGUGGUGGACGGGAAGACGGGGGCUGCAACUUCGGAGUAAGUUUAAAAAGACAAAACUUUUAACUUUUAGAAGAUAUAAUUGUGAAAGCUAUUUCUCAGAAUCCGAGAAUAGGAAGAAAAAUAACAAUGGAGGGGUAGGGGGACAAAGAACAGCAUUCCUGUCGGUAACACAGAAAACAUUGAUCUGCCCUGAAGCAAGAUGGAGUUGCCACUGAACUCUGAAGCUGUAACUGCGUUAAAAGAAAAUUUGGAAUGCGGAGGACAAUCCUUUGGCUGUGUCUUGUCUUUACAUCUGACAUUGCUUUUUUCAUGUUGUGUUGACUUUAGGAGAGAUACCUGCAUAAACACGAUGUUUGUAACGCCCACACUCCCACCCACCCGACUCCCACACACAAACUCUCACCCCAGCACAUACCCUUGGGUGCAUGACAAACACUCGGUCAGCGAGCAGGUGUGAUGAGAGCAGAGACUGGAGACAGAGCAGACGUGUAAACCUUUUCCGUUGUGUUCGUUCGCCUGUACACGUCCCUAGCAAACUGAACGCCAAUCUCUCCCUCAGGUCAGCCUUAACGGUGGCUGUGACCCUGAUGACGUCAUGUCUUCAGGCUCUUACGUCACACCCAUCAUCCUUUUCACAUUUCAUCUCAGUGUCGACCUCGCUGGCGCAGUUUGUUACAUUGCUACAAUGUCUGUGACAGGACUGUCAGAAUGACAAUGUUAGGAAUCAUGUGACAUGUUCAGUAGAGUGACUUUAUGACAAAGCCUGUGGCACAGGAUGCCUUUGCGGUUAACAUGGGCUGUUACUCCUCCAUUUCAAAACAUUACCCCACCUUUCCCCUGGAAAAAAAUUGUACCUUGAUUGGGUCAGCAGGAGGUCACAACCUAAGCACACUGUGCAAUAACAUCAAACACACAUAUAUAUAUAUUAGCGAGAAGAAAAAAUACAUAUAAUCAAAGAUAAUUAUUAACUAUAUUUUAUUUCGCCUCUCUAACCUUGCCUCUGGGAGUUGGCCUUGGAAUCAUCACCAAACGAUCAGGUCAUGCACUCAAAGCACACCUGAGAAUAAGUGAGAAGUACUUCUCAGUUAAGUUUAUAUAGGGAACAUUGUGUGUUUGGUGUCCUGAGAGUUUGACUAAUAUAUAUUUUGUGACCAUACUGUUUUCUCGCUUCUUUUUACAGUAUAUAUUUUACAACUACAAUUUAACAAAAAUUGAAUAUAUAUAUUAUUCGGCACACUUUUUUUUUAAAAAUCAGUGGUGAUUGUACAUGUAGACGUAGGUGCAGCAAAACAGACGACCACCAUAAGAACAAAAAAGAGACAGAAGACUGACAGAGAGGCAUGCAGAAAAAAGAUAAAUAACAAAAUGUUUUACUUGACGUUGUUUAUAAAUCGACUCUGCUUCUUAAUUUUAUUGUUAUUGUGCCUGAUUGAGCUGCUAAGCAAGAACACAGCUUAGCAAGCUCCCGUUUAAAAUCAUUAUCACUUAUGUCCUAUGUAUGACUUCUAUGUCUGGAAUCAUUACCAUUUAUCUGUCUUGUCAACAAAUCAUCGUUUGGUUAUGACUUUGUAAUCUCAAUGGGCAACGCGAGACUUGAACGUAGACUUACAAUCGGGGGAAUCAACAUGGCUUCCAAAUUACACACUAGCUGCUUCUAUCAUGCAGCAGCAUUUAUUUAAUUACUAAAUAAAUUAGCAAGAUUGUGAUUCACUGCAUGAUCCAACAGAUAGCACACAGGCUUGUCACACUUGCCGUAUUUUAAAGGCGUACUGUGGAACUAACUUUGCUACCAUGGCUACCACGCAUGAUACUUCUUCAAAGACCGGCAAUGGCCAUUCUAGUUACCUAUGUAAUCAUCCCCGGAUAAGUUCAAAAGAUUGAAGCACGGUGGACUAAAUGACUAGGAGAAAAGAUUCUUGUGAAAGGUCUGUCUGGUGUGGCGAACACGGACCGAAGGAGGCCCGAGAUUUCGUUAAAGAUUAAUGCGCGAAGAGCGAAGAGUCCCGCAUAUUAUGGGAUGUUCAAUAGUACGGACUUCUGGCUCGCUAACGUGGUGGUGGGAUAUCGACAGAUGUCACAGAAUAGAAGAAAAGGCAUUGACUAUUGUGGCGUGCGUGAUUGUCUUUCGAACUGGAAAAAAGAAAGAAAGAAAAAAAGAGAAAGAAGGAUUUGACUGAGUGGAAGAGGAGAUAACGUGAGAACAGAUCGAAUAAUUUCCGUGGGAGGCUACAGGGCCAGUUGAAGGCUGCAAGCCAUAAGAUAUAAAAAAACCCGGUAUUUGUAAUUGGCUAGAAUUACCUUUUCCUGUCUGAAGAAAAGCGUUACAGACAGAUGAACAUCUUCACUGCAUAGCUUCUGGAGUUUAAUUUCUGUUCCUUUUGAUCAUCAAUUGUGAAUAAUAUUUCAGGAAUCUAGAAUUUUUCAUCUCGGGUGAGAAAUGAAAGCAACAGAUUUAACGGGGAAAAUUACUUUUGUAAAAUAUUUGUUAAGAUUACAUCAAACAAGACAAAAAUAAAUUCAACAUUUCAACCAGCAUCUCAACUUGCUCGAACCUUAAGAUCAAACGCUCGGCUAUUAGGAUGACAAAGUAUGGAACAACUUGCAAAAAUAAUAAAUUAAAUGAAACCAAGCACAAAUAAUCACUAAAAAUACUACAAUUUUGUUUUUUUUAUAUUAAUAAUACUUAGAAAAAACAUACUUGACACUAUAUGACAACGGAGAUUAUCUUUAUAAAGCUUCCUCGACAACUGAGCAAAUAUUUUGUGAAACUCUUGCGGCAUCUACAAGAAUAAUUUAAAAGCCAAGGCUAAUUAAAAAAGAAAUAAAAUAAACUUUUAAAAGAA